Molecule: messenger RNA, 1392 nt
Organism: Oncorhynchus tshawytscha (Chinook salmon)
Lineage: Eukaryota; Metazoa; Chordata; Actinopteri; Salmoniformes; Salmonidae
Product: extensin-2-like
Exons: 2
Coding region: 1-1392 (463 amino acids)
Source: RefSeq, a predicted model, not a curated record
AUGCCAAGCCCUCAGUACGCCAAGCCCUCAGUACGCCAAGCCCUCAGUACGCCAAGCCCUCAGUACGACAAGCCCUCAGUACGCCAAGCCCUCAGUACGACAAGCCCUCAGUACGCCAAGCCCUCAGUACGCCAAGCCCUCAGUACGCCAAGCCCUCAGUACGACAAGCCCUCAUACGACAAGCCCUCAGUACGACAAGCCCUCAGUACGCCAAGCCCUCAGUACGCCAAGCCCUCAGUACGCCAAGCCCUCAGUACGACAAGCCCUCAGUACGCCAAGCCCUCAGUACGACAAGCCCUCAGUACGCCAAGCCCUCAGUACGCCAAGCCCUCAGUACGCCAAGCCCUCAGUACGACAAGCCCUCAGUACGCCAAGCCCUCAGUACGACAAGCCCUCAGUACGACAAGCCCUCAGUACGCCAAGCCCUCAGUACGCCAAGCCCUCAGUACGCCAAGCCCUCAGUACGCCAAGCCCUCAGUACGACAAGCCCUCAGUACGACAAGCCCUCAGUACGCCAAGCCCUCAGUACGACAAGCCCUCAGUACGCCAAGCCCUCAGUACGACAAGCCCUCAGUACGCCAAGCCCUCAGUACGCCAAGCCCUCAGUACGACAAGCCCUCAGUACGACAAGCGCUCAGUACGACAAGCCCUCAGUACGACAAGCCCUCAGUACGCCAAGCCCUCAGUACGACAAGCCCUCAGUACGCCAAGCCCUCAGUACGACAAGCCCUCAGUACGCCAAGCCCUCAGUACGACAUGCCCUCAGUACGCCAAGCCCUCAGUACGCCAAGCCCUCAGUACGCCAAGCCCUCAGUACGACAGGCCCUUAGUACGACAAGCCCUCAGUACGACAAGCCCUCAUUACGCCAAGCCCUCAGUACGACAAGCGCUCAGUACGACAGGCCCUUAGUACGCCAAGCCCUCAGUACGACAAGCCCUCAUUACGCCAAGCCCUCAGUACGACAAGCGCUCAGUACGCCAAGCCCUCAGUACGCCAAGCCCUCAGUACGACAAGCCCUCAGUACGACAAGCCCUCAGUACGACAAGCCCUCAGUACACCAAGCCCUCAGUACGACAAGCCCUCAGUACGACAAGCCCUCAGUACACCAAGCCCUCAGUACACCAAGCCCUCAGUACCACAAGCCCUCAGUACGCCAAGCCUUCAGUAAGCCAAGCCCUCAGUACCACAAGCCCUCAGUACGCCAAGCCUUCGGUAAGCCAAGCCCUCAGUACAACAAGCCCUCAGUACACCAAGCCCUCAGUACGACAAGCCCUCAGUACGCCAAGUCCUCAGUACACCAAGCCCUCAGUACGCCAAGUCCUCAGUACACCAAGCCCUCAGUACGACAAGACCUCAGUACGACAAACCCUCAGUACGACAAGCUCUCUUAG